GUUUGGUAUCCGGUAUGUCUCCAUUAUCUGGUCCAGGGAAUUUGUACUUUCCUUCCCCGUGAAGCAAACUUCUCCAACCUAGAACCCGCCAGAUGCGAUGAACUCCUAUAGCUCCCGCCAGCGCGGCAAGGACGUGUUGGAUGCGAUGCUGGCAAUUGUAAUUCAGCGCAUCUGGACGGCGCCAGGUGGAAGAAGGUGUCAUAUAGGGAAUUUUUACUUCAUCGCAUCAGUGUGCUUGGUUUCAAACCUCUAAGACUUAAGUUGUGGAUUUUUGUGGUUUCCCUUCCUGGAAGGAUGCUCAUGCUGGUCAAGUGGAAAUGCAGCUGGUGAGGCUUGCAGACACAGGGGUGGAGAGAAUACAGAUGCUGGAUUUCUUUGUGUCAGUAUGCAGGUAUCAGAACGUGAUGGAGUGUCCACAGGGAAUGGAUUAGACAGCCCCACAGCAUCUGAGUCUCAGCAAGUUUCGCCCUCUCACCCCAAGCCUCCUUCUUUGGACCUCUUCAAUCUGGUGAUAUCCUAUAAGCAGCUGGAGCUGUACCUGGAACCACUGCAGGAUGUUGCUGAAGGAGUGUGGUUCCUCCUCAGCUGGCAGAUGCCCUUCUGCUCUCUCUUUACUUGCUUGGGGGUCAACUUUCUGCUGCUUACUCUGAGUGAAGCUGCUUGGUAUGGGCUGUGUGUCCUGCUGAUCUCAGUGCCUGCCAUGCUCGGCUAUCUACAGGAAACAUGCCGCAUCCGUCUGACUGAAGAGCAGCUGGCACGCCGUAGGUAUCACAGUGUGCGGCGAGAGGAUGUGAGAAAAGUUCAACUUUCUCGAAAUGAGGCUGUGGCUGAAGUUAAGGGCUUCCUGAUCCGAUUAGAAGCCCUCCUGAACAGGCUCUGCAGUGGCUGUGAAGCAGCUUACCGUGUCCUCUUCUGGGAGAACCUGACGGUGUCCUCCCGGUUUUAUGGGCUGCUGAUGGGUUCAGUUUGUGCCCUUUACCUGCUGCCCCUCUGCUGGAUCUUUGUUCUUCUUAAUAGUGCCCUUUUCUUGGGCAAUGUGGCAUUUUAUCAAGUGAUGCUGGACCUAAAGUCAGCUGUAGAGCAGCGCUUGGGCUUCAAACCCAUCCCUGUGGCUCCAGAGCCUGAAGAGCUGUAUGUUGGAGAAGUGGGAGCUGAUGUCUUGCCAGAUUGGACACCUACACUGAUUGGUACUGAGGACCUGACCCCUGGCAGUGUGGAGGAAGCAGAGGAAGCUGAACCUGAUGAUGAAUUCAAGGAUGCAAUUGAGGAGACUCAGCUGCUUGUAAUGGAGGAGGAUGACAUCUCCCAGGGUUCAGGAGAAUUUGAGCUUGGCCUUCCUGACAGUCCCUUUAUGAGCAAGAAUGAAGUGAUUCGUAGCAGGGUAUCACGGUUGACAGAACGUCUGCGCAAACGCUACCCAACCAACAACCUUGGAAACUGUGCAAGUUGUUCUGCCACUUUUUCUGUAUUGAAGAAGAGGCGAAGCUGCAGUAACUGUGGGAACAGUUUUUGCUCCAGGUGCUGUUCUUUCAAAGUUCCCAAGAGCUACAUGGGGGCUACAGCCCCUGAUGCCCAGCGGGAGACUGUCUUUGUCUGUGGACAGUGUAACCAAGCACUCAUCAAGUGAGAAUUAUGGAAUCCAGUCUUCAGAUGGAUCUGCUGUGGAUCUUACACUACGCUAGCUGCUACUUGGAGGGAGUCAAGCAACAGCUUCUUCUCUUCGUCCCUAUACUUGUAAUAGGGAGCACAUCUAACCUGCUGACUGCUCUGCGUGCUCCCGCUCUCUUUCUUGCAAGCAAUUGAGGAGGGUCCUGAAAUCCUAAUUGUGCGGAGAAUUCUUUGUGCACUAAACCAACAUAAGCUUACUUCCCUCCUCCCAAAUCCAAGAGCAAACAUCAUUUCCUUAAUAGUCUGUGGCCCCAAUUUUUUCUGGAGCUUGGCUGACAAGAGGUUGGCUGUCCUCAUUUUUGCAAGGUCCCUCUUGGCAUUUGGACUCAUCAAAGCUCUCAAAGUAUGUGUUUUACUAUUGCUGAGGUGCCAUCCCUCUCUUUCUGUGUGCGCGCGCGUGUGUAUGUAUGUUCUGAAAUGGAGGCUGGGUCUUCCUUCAGAUGAUGGUUAUAGUUGGCUCUGAGAGCAGGCUUUGCAGUGUCAAGAGGACCAGCUGUAGUUGUCCAACCAGUGAUGUAGCUGGAUCUAUUUUUUUCUCCCUAUCUCAGGUGAGGACAGUGUUUCUCUCCCUUCUCCACCUCCAUGCCACUGACUUUGCUUUUCUUACUUUUUAGCUAAAGCUCCUUAGCAUGGUCAGACUAGGAUCCGGAAAAUGUGUGCUUUUCAUCCCUGCAUUGUUAGAAGGCAGAGGCUGCUGUAGUUAACCAGCAUUCUUGCUAAUAGCAAAGCCUAGCUGAAUGUCAGGGAGCUUCCUCAGGAGAUGGAUCACUUCUACAGAAGUGGAACACUUUGGACUAUUGCAGAGUAAUAUAUAUCCCAACAAUAAACUGUAUCCUUGGGUAGUGAAGCUAACAUUUUCAGAGUAUGAAGUAAUUUUUAUUGCUGUGAGGGCUGUAGGGGUGAUAUAGUAGGGUGCCUGCUAUGGAUAAACAUUUCUGGAAGAAGAGUAUUAGCAUACAGAUAGAACAAUGGAACAUAGGAUGCAUGAUGGGGAAUAAGACAAUGGGAGGAAUUCAUUGGGACAUACAGGAUAUGGUGGUCUCAACAGAACAGGCAAAUUGUGUCUAUAAUGUGCUGAAGUAUAUGGGAUAUGAGAUGGAACAUAAUAGAUGUAAUCUCAAAUGUCAAGAGGAAGUGUUUUCUGUGGAGCUGGCAGUAUCUUGGACAGUCCCUUUGAGACUCGGCCAUGGUGAGGUAUUGGGUAUGCCUGAUAGGAAUACAACUGAGAAUGUCUUUUGCUUUGGGGGCAUGAGGAACAUAGAUACAAAAACUGGCUGGAAGGAGAUUCACACUGCUUUUGACUUUAAUAGAUAUACUGAAUCUCCCUCUUCUGAUUGGACAGUUGUACAUGUCAUCAAAGGCAUCUGGUUUUCCAGGACUAAAAUAUAUAUUCCAGGACUAGAUGGAUUCUUACUUUAAGAUGUGAAGUGACGUUUUAUAAAUCUUCACAGUGUAUCAGGCAUUCCCAACAUUUUUGAGUUGCUUGGUUCCUUUGGAAUGUUGAGACCAUGUUGUGAAUGCUCACUUAAAAUAACUGUUGGGGUGGGAAAAAGGAUUUCCCACUGGCAGAAUGGCUGCCAUGUGGGACAUAGCUAUUAUAUUGCUCCAGUUUAUUAGAAUGCUACCUCCCCUCUGCUUCUCCCACACAACCCUGGUUCUCUGCUACUUCUGCUAACUGUCAUCCUUUUUCUGGACAGGUGGCUAUUUCCAGAUGAAGUUCUGAAGUGCAGUAUCACAAAGAUGAUGCUGAAGGUUGGCAUUUUUCUUUAUAAUGCCAGUUUCCCAAUUGUAAUGUAUAAUUUUUUAAUAUGUAAUAUGUGGUGAAAUCAGGAGCCUAGUAGUUCCCAUGAGAGGGGUCUCUGUGCAGAUGGGAGCCCCCGUGAGAAACCUGGGUUAUAAACUGUAUAAAAGUUAAAACUUCCUGUUUAUUUCCUGCCAUCUUUUAAAAUGACAAAAGCAACUGAGACUUUGGUGUCUAUAAAACACAUUUUGUAAAGUAAUCCCAUCAAUAACACCUUUCAUUAGGCUUUAGAGUUGUUAAUUUCAUGAAAAACGGUGAAAGAUCUGUUCAUCCCACCCUCCUAUAAGCAUUUAAAAACUGAUUAGUAGGCUACCAGAGAAAUGAGCUGUAUGUAGUAACAAUACAGCAGUAACAAGAUAUUACUUCAGACUUUGUACACCACUCAUACAAUAUUUCUAAUAACGUCCUGUGUCACUGGUACAGUAUGAUUUUUUAAAACUUGACCAAAUGAGGAACUUCUCUUCCUCCCCGCCCCCCAAACUGCACAUAGGAAACUGCACUGGGGCAGAUCAGUUCACUGUAUCCUGAUGAUUGUUGCCAAAUCCUCUUGCUAAGAUAAUGUAAUGCUUUUAUUGUUGUAUUUAUUAAUUGUCAUUUGAUUGGAAAUAUAAGGAAACAGUGCUGCUACUGCUGCGGAGAAACUGAUAAUGCUGGGUGCUGAAUGGGUCGGGUCAGGGGUCAGGGUCAGGACUGUUACAAAGUGAGCCCCUGAGGUGUCAGCCAGCUCCAGGCAUUUCUUGUGUGGCUUAAUAGCUUUUCCACAUUAAAAAAUUGUGCCAUUUUGCUUAUUGCUUUCAAGUUAAAAAUUUAGAGGGUAAUUUUAAAAGUAAAUUAUCUUGAUGAAGUCUGUACCUUUUCUCCCUUGAAUUCAAAAGUAUUCAUCAUUGGUAAAGUUGAGAAAAGAGUAAUAGCUCAUGUUUUUCUUCCCAGCAAGUUAGAACUGGAAUUUGGUUGAAGCUUUCCUUUCUCCAAAAUGUAACUUUACUUAAAAAUAAGGGCCAGGGUUGGAUAGAUGAGAGUGCUAUAAUUAUAGUCCGUCUGCUAUUAUUUGAAGAAUUAAUAAUAUUUUAAGCAUUAUAAUGAUAGGGUUAAUCAGCAUAAUGUUGAUUUGAGAAAACAGUAUGUGGUAACUUAGAUUGGUGCUAGAGGCUAGUUAUGAGAGAUUUUGUGGAUCUCCGAGGAGCUAAAUAUUUCUAACUCAGUGAAGAUCCAUUACAGUAAUAAAAUAAGUAUAUUAUGAAUACUUAAUUAUCAAUAAAAUCAUAAAGACAUUUAUACAGAGAAAACCCUGUUGAAUUCAAAGCUUAAUUCUGAGCAACUGAAAUUAAAUUCUAGGCUGGGAGGCGGCAUGUAAAUGCACAAUAGUAGUGCUUCAUCUUAAUUCUAUUAAAGAGGCUAACUUGGUCUGAGGCAUAGAAAUGAUAAAUGUUAUUCCAUAAAGAAGGGCUCUGUGUUGCUUCCAUGUAUUUAAGCAAAGAUGGGUCUCACAUUGGCAGAUUUAGUAGAAAUCAGUCCUAAAAUGAUGUAGAGGAACUAUAAAUCAAAAGACACAAUUUAUGGGAAUGCUCAGAUUUCACUGGCUGAAAGUUCUGUUUCCUGGUGGGUAACUUAACACUUGUUCUGGAUAAUGCUGAUGGUGUUUGUGAGAAAAAAACAUGUAGGAUAUUUUUUCCACAACUUUUCUUUGAAAAGGAGAAUUAGAAGGAAUUAACCCUUUUAAAAGAGUUUGUAUUGCAUUAGUCUGAGAGCAGAAUAAAGAGAUUUUGUUUAUAAGAAUAGAAAGUUCUAGCAUGGAAUUAAUUUAAGAGGAUGUUUUGAAAAAGAAUGAGACAAAGGUAGCAAAUGAUAAAGUUGAACAAAUGGAAUUCCAGAGCUGUGCCCUUGUGUCAACAAAACAUUUAUGCUUCCAACUUUCAAAACUCACUCUCUCUGUGUGUGUGUGUGUGUGUGUGUGUUUGAGAUGACUUUAUGAGAGAGAGACUUGAUCUAUCUUGCAAAGAUCAGUAUAGAUGGAAUGGUAAGAUGCCUCCUUGUUGAUGGUUGAAAGUUGCAGAUGAUAUGUAGGGGAUAAACAAUGUAAUUAAGAAAAUGCUAGUUGUGAAGUUUUAUUGGGGAAGAGUGUUUCAUCAGUUUUUAACUAUUGUAUUUUCGUUUUCUUCAUUUAAUUAGCAAAUAGAUACCACCUUGCAAGGAAAAUUACAGAUUGCAUUAGAAGUAGUUAAACCUGGAGAUUUAGGAACUAAAAGACCUCAUCACUCCAAAAUACUGUAUUUUUGGUGCUAAUCCCACAGAUUCUGGCACAGUGUUAGGUCUGGGGUACAAUGGAGGAUGGAGAAUUGAAAUCAAGCCACCAAUACUACUGCUACUGUUGCUUGCAGUAGCAGCAUAUAACCCCAGAAAAGAAGAGUUUCUAGGGAAAAAGAAGCUAAAAGAAGAGACUUGGAUGGCAAACUAAAAUGCAGAUUCCUGAGACCUAUGAGAAUUAUUCAGGGCCAAUUCAAUAUAAUGCUCUUUCUUUAAACAACUGAUUCUUAAGAGAUUAACUCUCAAAGUGCUAUUUUUUCAAAUUCUGUCUGGUGCAAAUCACAUACCUUUCACUUUCCUUCCCUCCCCUCCCUCCAUUUUUGUUCUAAAACUUCAGGAAUGUCCAUUUCAUCACCUAUGAAAAUUCAUCUAUUAUAGACAAAUAUUUAAAAGAGUUGUGGCAACAAAGAUAGCAGCCAGCAAUCUUGAUUCUCCACAGUGUGUGUGUCAUGUAAGACAUAUGUAAACUUUGCAAACUCCCACAUCUUAAAGUCCCCAUAUCUUAGAUUUGCUGAGCUUGAGAAACACUGCUAUCAAGUAUCUAAGAAUGUUCUUUUUUGUGACUGGAAGAGAUCUUUCUUCUCACCCACCCUCUUCUCUUGUCCCUGCAAGUUUUGGCUAGGAGUAACUCCCUAUGAAAAAUUUAUCUGUGUGCAAGCCAGGAUUACUCGCUUCCAUUUACUUUGUCUUAGGCAGCUGUCCUGUCCUCUCGCAGCGCUAAUGCUAUGUAUGUAUUUGUGUGCCCAUCUGGAAGGUAUGAGGAAGACAACCCCACUCUGUUUGCCAUCUGGCUGGACUCUUGGUGGUCUGGCAUCCUGCAUGGUGGACAGCCACUUGGCAGGCCUGGUUGGUUUGGCAUCCUUUCUUGUAGGCAAACACAGGAAUACUUGUUUCUUUAGUAUUGGCACAUUAAUGCAUAUCAUAGUUGCAAAAGUUUCAGCAGUGUGUAGGUAGGUACGUGUGGGAAGUAAUAGGGAAAAGACUGGAAGAACAAGGAAACUAACAGGUAUGUUUUUCAGUGGUAUUCCCCAUAAAUUUGGGGUAGUCAUCCCCUCCCCUGUGUAAUUGAUCAUGGAUAAUCUGUGUGCCUCUUGCUUUGUCUUUUGGACAUGAGACACAAUGCCAGCCUCCAGAGUAACAUUAGAAAUUGUUCCAAAACCAUAUCCGGCAACUCUGCCUUAACAUAUGCCCACAUGAUUCAGUGCAGAGCUGAUAAUGGCAGGGAUGUAUGUGUGUGAAAUUAUGGAGAAAGAGUCACUUUAGCUCAAAAGUACUGACUGCCCUCUAGCACCACCUUGGAGAAAUUGCUCAAUCUCUGCUUGAAAUUCUGCUUGGUCUGGAAAGAAGCUAGAAGUGGAAGUUGGGGUUGGAGUUAAAGCCAAAAUUUGGCCAGGCCCAGUGGAGUCCUACUUUGAGCAACAUGUAUUUCUUCAAGCACAUGAGAAUAGGGUGAUCUGCCAUACUUAGAGCUUCAUUUCUGGAUUAUUAUUAAAAAAUAAUGUAAUAAGUUGCUUUAGAGUAGGUUUAAAAGAAUGUAUAAAUGAAUGGUUCAUUAAACAUGGAUUUCCUGCUCAUAACA
Messenger RNA from Candoia aspera, 7352 nucleotides. RefSeq names its product zinc finger FYVE-type containing 27 (gene ZFYVE27). The transcript has 14 exons. Gene Ontology annotation, biological process: protein localization to plasma membrane; endoplasmic reticulum tubular network formation; neurotrophin TRK receptor signaling pathway. Bases 386 to 1627 code for a protein of 413 amino acids. The record is from RefSeq and is a predicted model, not a curated record. Gene Ontology annotation, molecular function: metal ion binding. NCBI's taxonomy places the organism in Eukaryota, Metazoa, Chordata, Lepidosauria, Squamata, Candoiidae. Gene Ontology annotation, cellular component: endoplasmic reticulum tubular network; growth cone membrane.